Apis dorsata (giant honeybee) is the source of this 2810-nucleotide messenger RNA. It is a transcript of the gene polo, whose product is annotated as serine/threonine-protein kinase polo. The transcript has 8 exons. The record is from RefSeq and is a predicted model, not a curated record. Gene Ontology annotation, biological process: mitotic cell cycle; regulation of cytokinesis; protein phosphorylation. Gene Ontology annotation, molecular function: ATP binding; protein serine/threonine kinase activity; protein binding. Lineage: Eukaryota; Metazoa; Arthropoda; Insecta; Hymenoptera; Apidae. Gene Ontology annotation, cellular component: nucleus; spindle pole; cytoplasm. The coding region runs from base 243 to 1970 and encodes 575 amino acids.
AUGGAUUCAACCUAUAGUUAGAUAUAUGGGGAAGCGCGGGAUUGGUUAAGAAAUUGAGAUUUAAAUAUUGAAAUCCGUUGCUUGUCUUCCGCAUGACAAAAACAGCAAAAUUUGUAUUUGAGAAGAAAGUUAGCAUUGAAUAUAUUUCUUUUCGUGGAACAUACAAGUAACGUGAGUAAUAUUAACCAGAACGCGACGUUUUACAUCAUAUAGUGCACAAUCCAGCCAAAAAAUAAUACAAGAUGUCAAAAGACGAAAAAGAAUGCGUUAUUCCUGACGUGAUAUACGAUGUAAACUCAGGAAAAAGUUAUAUCAAGGGACGAUUUUUUGGAAAAGGUGGUUUUGCAAAAUGUUAUGAAAUUAGAGAAUCAAAGUCACAUCGUGUAUUUGCUGGAAAAAUUGUGCCAAAGUCACAAAUUACAAAGAGCAAUCAAAGAGAGAAAAUGACACAAGAGAUUUCCAUUCAUCAAACUUUGAACCAUAAAAAUAUUGUAGGCUUUUAUGGUUUUUUUGAUGAUCCACAAAAUGUAUAUAUAAUUUUAGAGCUAUGCAGGAAAAGGUCAAUGAUGGAAUUACAUAAACGUAGAAAAGCACUAACGGAAUGCGAAACGAGAUAUUAUAUGAAGCAAAUUUUGGAUGGUGUCAAUUAUUUACACCAAAAUAAAAUAAUUCAUAGGGAUCUUAAAUUAGGUAACUUAUUUUUGAGUGAUGAUCUACAGGUUAAAAUUGGUGAUUUUGGUUUAGCCACCAGAUUAGAACAUGAAGGAGAACGUAAAAAAACUGUGUGUGGUACACCUAAUUAUAUUGCACCAGAAAUUUUAACUAAAGCUGGACAUUCUUAUGAAGUUGAUAUAUGGAGUAUUGGAUGCAUUAUGUACACUUUGCUUGUAGGAAAACCUCCAUUUGAAACAUCAAGCUUAAAAGAAACCUAUGCUAGAAUAAAACAAGUCCAAUAUAAAAUUCCUACACAUAUCAAUACAAUUGCAAUGAAUAUGAUAUCUAAUAUGUUACAAGGAAAUCCAUCUAAACGUCCUUCCAUAACAAAAUUAAUGAAAGAUCCAUUUUUUACUUGCGGAUUUAUGCCACUUAGCUUACCAUUAUCAUGUUUAACAAUGGCACCUCGCCUAGAUAUGUUAGAAAUGCAUAAUCAACGUAAACCAUUAUCUGAAAUGAAUACUAAUGUAGGAGGAGAAGGACAAGAUUUUGUAUUCCGCGUACCUAAUAGUCCGGUGCGUAAGACAAAACCCACCGAUGCAAUUAGUGAAGUUCAAAAACUGAAUCUUGAUAUUAGAAAAAUGCUUCAAACAUUGAGAGAACAGCUGAGUGCUGUAUUAAAGGCUAAACCAAGUAGAGAAACAACUUCAUCAGCAGAUGAAAUGACUGAUCCAGCUGCACAACCUGUUGUAUGGAUAAGCAAAUGGGUUGACUACUCGGAUAAAUAUGGAUUCGGAUAUCAACUUUCUGACGAUGGUGUGGGUGUAAUGUUCAAUGAUGGUACCCGUUUAAUAAUGCUAGCCAACUGUUUCAAUAUUCAUUAUAUAAAUCGAGAAGGAAACGAAUUAUAUUACACAGUCAAAGAAUAUCCAUCUGAAUUAGAGAAGAAAAUGAGGCUGAUGAAUUUUUUCCUAAAAUAUAUGAAAGAACAUUUAAUGAAGGCCGGAUGUUCUUUUGCGGUAAAACCAUGUGAUGCUAUGUCUAGGAUACCAUACAUGCAUCAAUGGUUUAGAACACAAAGUGCUGUAGUUAUGCAAUUGACUAAUGGAACAGUACAAAUAAAUUUCCUUGAUCAUACAAAGAUUAUUAUGUGUCCGCUAAUGGCGGCUGUUACAUAUAUAGACACAGAGAAGAAUUUCCGAACUUAUAGAUUCCAAACUAUACAAGAAAAUGGAUGUUGUAAAGGUUUAGCUAAAAAUUUGGCAUACGCUCACGAAAAACUUGUAUUAAUGUUAUCGAACCCUCAAACUCGAUAAUUAUGGCUUGAGAUCAAAUGUUUUAAGAAGAGAACAAUUCUGAUACCAGUAUAUUUUAUAGAAAUAUAUCGAAUUUUUGCUAGAUGUUUAUAUUGCAACAUCCAAAUGAAACAUCUUACAAAUCAUGCAAACAGUUUAAUUAUUUCGGAGGUAUUUUCACGUUCUCAAAGGGACCCUUCGUAAUUUUUUUAUCAGUAUAGACAAAUUAUGGUUUUAGUCCUUUUUGUAAUAAUUCGUAUUUUGACAAUUUUAUGACUGAACGCAUUUAAAUUUGAGUAUUUUGCCAUGAUAUUCGUUACUCCAUAUAAAUAUCAAAAAUAAUCAUAAAAUAUGAACAGUAAUUAAUUAACAUUGCUUUAAUGGAGUAGUGCAAUUGAACACUUGUUUAUUUAUAUAUCUAAUAUACAAGGAAAAAUAAGGACUAAUCUUUAAUAUUAUUCUAAGAUGAAUGCAUUCCAAGAAAAAAUUUUUCUCAUCCGAUUUUCAUUUGACCAAUGUUAGGUCUGCUAAUGUGUGUAAAGUAUGCGUGUGCGUAUUAUGCACCAUUAAAACAUAGUAAAAUUUCUAAUUCUCUUGAUUUUACAAGAGGAGAUCAGAAUUGUUUCGUAAUUGUAAAAUUAUUGUACGACAUCUAAAAGGUCGUGAAAUGAAAUGCUAAAUAGAAUAAGUGAAAACCUAACAAAAUGACAAUAUUUAUAUAAGGCCUAAAUUCUUACUCUACAAAAUAUUUAAAAAAAAAAUAAGUAUAUACAAAUGUGUACAUAGAUACAAACAUUUCAUGGCAUUAAGAUAAUACAUAUCGUAUCAGCAUUUAUUGCAUUAAAUAUUAAGAAAUUGUAA